Molecule: messenger RNA, 1380 nt
Organism: Chironomus riparius
Lineage: Eukaryota; Metazoa; Arthropoda; Insecta; Diptera; Chironomidae
Source: the annotation of a GenBank genome assembly
GAAAGGCUUUUUAAAAUGAUAGCUGCAGCUUAAACCCUAGAAAAAAAUGAGAAAACUUAAAUUCAGACUGUAUAUAAGUUUAAUAAUUCAUUAAUUUAAAAUCAUUAUCACUCAAGCAUCAGCUAUGGAGAGAAUAUUUAAGUUGUUCUUAGUUUUGACAGCCUUGUUUGUUAUCACUGUGGAAUCACAGAAUUUUUUAAUGAGAAGUUCUUGUAAAGCUGGAACUGAAUGUAUUCCUCAUUAUAAAUGCAAUGAAGUUUUAAACAUAACUCGCAAGGGAAAUUUGACGAAUGAUGAAAAAUCACACCUUUCGAAAAUAUGGUGCGGAAAACACGGCAAAAUACAUUAUGUGUGCUGUAAAGAAGAAGAAAAGAAGAUAACAAAGCUACCAGAGUCUCCAAUUUGUGGAACUCCGCUUAGAACUAUUCUUUUAGGAGGUGAAUCUACUUUUGUUAAUGAAUUCACAUGGGUUGCACAGAUUAUUUACUCAAAGCCAGGAAAUGAGACAGACAUUCAUUGCGAAGCAAGCUUGAUUAACGAUCGUUAUGUCUUAACGGCUGCAAGUUGUGUCCAAAAAGUUCCAGAUUCUUGGAAAAUCUCAAAAGUACGCCUUGGUGAUUGGGAUUUAACAUCAAAUCCAGAUUGUCAAGAUUUUACCUCUGAGUCUUUUUGUAAUAAUCCAUACUUGGAAGUUCCUGUUGAAAAAAUUAUUGUUCAUAAAGAGUACGAUCAUGCUUCGAAGAAUCAGCACAAUGAUAUUGCAUUGCUAAAAUUAGAGCAGCAGGUUUCAUAUAAUGAAUGGAUUAACCCUAUUUGUUUAACUUCAAAUAUCAGUGCUGAUUCACAAUUUUUUAGAUUAGUUGGAUUUUUAAAACCUGAAUCAAAUGCAAAUAUAAAGCUACAAAUGGAUAUAGAAGGAAUGUCAAAGGAUGAAUGCCAGGAAUUUUAUUCUGAUCAAAAUAUUACAAUUUCAGACAGUCAGUUCUGCGGUAAAGUUAGCAGCCAUAAACCAUGUCAUCUGUAUAAUGGAGGAGCAUUGACUAUAAUAGAACCCUUCAAAUCCCUCAAAGCGUUUUGCAAACUAUGCAGUUGCAGGAAUUCCUUCUUUUAAGCCACCAAAUUGUGAAGAUAUAAAUUCUCCAGCUGUUUAUACACGUGUGUCAAGCUAUGUAAACUGGAUUGAAAGGAGUAUUGAUUGAGUUUUGAUGAGAUCAAGGUACGGAACCUUGUUUAAUUUAAAUCUUUAUUUUACGUCACGUAUGAAAGAUUACAGAUUAUUUAUUAUUGUAAGAUUAAAAUUCUCUUCGUUCUCAUGCAUAGAGCAUAAUUCUGAAAUAAAACAGCAAAAGCUAUAAUAAUUGCGUACUCUUUCAAUUUCAC